AUUCACAAAACUGAUUGCACAAUGGAUUAAAAUGGCUUCCUGUGGUCUGAUGUGCUACUUCCUAAUUCACCUAUUUUAUGAGUGUCGUCGCUUUUCUCACACUCGCUGUAAUGGAGUUGAUCGUUUUCAUAGUGAUUCAGCUCCUGAUGGAGGUUCAGUCCUACACAUCUCCUACUGUAAAAAUAUCUCCAGAUGUCAUAAGAGAGUCCAGCUCAGUGAAGAUCAGCUGUGAGACGCCAGCAGAUGUUACAGUGAAUCAGUGUUAUUUCUACACAAACAGUGAGGAGAAGAAUGUAAAAACCAGUUGGAGAUGUGAGCUGGAUCUCACUGGUGCUGAAGUGUUCAGAUGGGCAGCUGUAACAUCACCUGGAUCACUCGACAUUUACUGUUACUACACAAUACAGGGGAUUGAUAAACCAUCACGUCAUUCUCCUCCUGCCACAGUGAUGGUUCUAGCUGUAACUGUAAUGUCCACUUCUGAAACCCUAACAUACACUACAACUGACCUCCAUUCCAAGACAAACCUGUCAACAAGUACAACAAAAGAAACGAUGAUUUCCAUUACAAACUCCACUUUGCCUGGUAACAGUAGAAUAUCAGAACAUACAACAAUGGCUGUCACUUUCACAACAGCAUCCCCCAGAACAGCUGUUUCUAGUGUUCACACUUCAAUGACUCAUCCUACAGAUCCACAAACAGGCACAUGGUUUUUAGUGCUGGUUUCCACUGGUGUUGCUGUAUUCUUGUCUGUACUCACAGGACUCAUCUGUCUGUGCCGGUUUGCAAGUCAAAAAAGAAGAAAACUAUCAAUAAAAAUGGAAGUGCCCAGUCAAGGAAUUAGUAUGAGUGGUUCUGGAUCUGCAGAGAUAUAUUCCCUGAUCACUUCUGUACCAGAAACAUCUCAGCCCAUAUCUGGAGGCCUCGAACACCCAGAGUCAAAUCAGGAGAGCACAGCAGAUCCCACAGACACUCACUCUUUCAUUAUGUAUGUAAAUUCAGUUUACCAGCCAUCAGAUGUUUUGGUCAAUAAACAACAGAAACAGGGAAAUCCAGAGGAAAAUGAGAAUGUUUAUCACCUGUACUCCAUGAUCCCUGACAAACCAGUUCACUCAAACGCAGAAGAUCACGUGUACAGUUUGGUGAAGAUGCACUGAUGAAUCUCAUGUCUGUGUUCAUUAUGUAUAGCGACUAUAAAUAAAGUGUAUUUACUUUCAGACAAAAACAGUAGGUGUUUAUUUUUUUAUUAUUCAGUGUUUGGUGUGGAAUAUACUGUGACCUCAGCGAAUAUCCAGAGCAUCUUCUCUGGCAAACCCACUAGUACAGUACCACUAGUGGAGCUUGGGCAUUCAAUAAGAGCUGAACUAAAAUUGUAAUGAUAAAUGAAAUAUUUUACGUAUUUUCUAAAGAAAUUGAACCAUCUGAAGGUUUGAACCAAAUGUUUUUUUCUUAUAAGUUUGUUGUAUUUAAAAACUGCUUAAAUCAGUUUUUUCAAGGUCCAUCAUGUGACGUUAGCUUCUCCUCCCACAAAAUCCAGCCGAUUACAUCAGAGAUGGAAGAGAGAAUAAUGAUUCACAUCCUGUUUUUAGUAAAUCAUUCAUUCCCGUGUGUAUUCAGCUUUAAUAAAUGGCCUUUUUAUGUUAUGAUUGUUUCCAAGAAGCAUCAUCCUUCCUACAUGAUGCUAUGUGCAAUACAGACUGAACGGCAGGUCAAAACAUCCAAUGGGGCCUGACAUUAUGAUAGCAUACUGCAACUCUUGGUUCAAUGAAGUGUCUCACUAAAGUUAGUAAUAAAAAAGUAAUCAAGUAGUAUUUAUGCACAUUUGGGCAUCAGACACUCUAAGCAAAAGACAC
Sinocyclocheilus anshuiensis is the source of this 1850-nucleotide messenger RNA. RefSeq lists its product as uncharacterized. Lineage: Eukaryota; Metazoa; Chordata; Actinopteri; Cypriniformes; Cyprinidae. The transcript is spliced from 14 exons. Bases 78 to 1154 code for a protein of 358 amino acids. The record is from RefSeq and is a predicted model, not a curated record.